ACGCCCUCUACGAGGUCAACGGCACCCUCACCGCGUCCCCGGGCCUCGAGCUCAUGACCCAAAUCCUCGGCGCCCCCGUCACGCCCCGCAGCUGGGCCAACAUACUCACCCUCGUCGGCCUCCUCCUCCUCGCCACCGCCGCCGCCGCCCAGCUCGCCCUCCGCCGCCCCAGCAACCGCGCCCGCGCCGCCCGCCUCCGCGGCACCACCGACCCCGGCCUGCGCGGCACCGUCUGGACCGUCCUCCGCGUCUUCCUCACCUACUUCCUCACCCCCGUGGCCGCGUGGUCAACCUACCAGCUCACGGCCGCGGCCUUCCUGCCCCUCUACCACACCGUGCUCACAGCCCUCGUCGUGGCCCUGCUGGUGGCCGCGCUGUGGUGGGGCGUGACGCAGAACUCGCCGCGGAACAUGGGCUACCUUCUCCUCGACGCGUCCAAGACGCCGCAGACGCCGGGCAGGUUGUCGCGCAGCCAGGACCGGUACGCCAUGGCCAUGUUCGCGCUGAUGUUCGUCCGCGGCGCGGCGGUGGGCGGGCUGCAGAUGGCGGGGGCCGGGGUGGUGCAGGUGCUUGUGCUGGCGGCCUGCUUGUGA
Molecule: messenger RNA, 593 nt
Organism: Colletotrichum chrysophilum
Lineage: Eukaryota; Fungi; Ascomycota; Sordariomycetes; Glomerellales; Glomerellaceae
Exons: 2
Source: RefSeq, a predicted model, not a curated record